AGCGCCAGCAGCGCCCUGAUUGGCGCGGCGGAGCGGUGACGUACACGGAUGCGGAAGAGGGGUUGAGUCGGUGUGAAGCGGCGGCGUGCAGACAGAUCAGGGGAGAGGGCGUAGAACUGUGUGACUUUUAACUACAGGGGCUCAUCUUGCCGUCAUCAUGAACGCCAUGUUACUUACACCUUUGUGGUGCCUACUUGCUAUAUCCCUGCUACCCACAGCUUUUUGUAAAGAAGGCAGCAAAAAGUUACAAAUCGGGGUGAAGAAAAGAGUGGAAAAUUGCCCCAUUAAAUCUCGUAAAGGGGACACCCUCAACAUGCAUUACACAGGGAAGCUGGAAGAUGGCACUGAGUUUGAUAGCAGCAUACCCAGGGAUCAACCUUUCACUUUCACUCUAGGCGCUGGACAGGUCAUCAAGGGCUGGGACCAAGGUUUGCUAGGAAUGUGUGAGGGGGAGAAAAGGAAGCUGGUUAUUCCUCCAGAGCUGGGAUAUGGAGAUAGAGGUGCACCACCCAAAAUACCAGGAGGAGCCACUCUUAUAUUUGAGGUGGAGCUGUUGCGCAUUGAAAGACGAACGGAUUUGUAAUUGGGGAGGCGGGGGGUGUCUCAUUCCUUUGUACGGGGUCCUGUUUGUGCUGGAAGACCGCGUCUCACACAGUGCUGAAUAAAAACACAGACACAAA
Rana temporaria (common frog) is the source of this 680-nucleotide messenger RNA. It is a transcript of the gene FKBP2, whose product is annotated as FKBP prolyl isomerase 2. Bases 158 to 583 code for a protein of 141 amino acids. Gene Ontology annotation, molecular function: peptidyl-prolyl cis-trans isomerase activity. Lineage: Eukaryota; Metazoa; Chordata; Amphibia; Anura; Ranidae. Gene Ontology annotation, biological process: protein peptidyl-prolyl isomerization. The record is from RefSeq and is a predicted model, not a curated record. The transcript has 6 exons.